Molecule: messenger RNA, 1128 nt
Organism: Saccharomyces eubayanus
Lineage: Eukaryota; Fungi; Ascomycota; Saccharomycetes; Saccharomycetales; Saccharomycetaceae
Gene: SCJ1
Product: Scj1p
Exons: 1
Coding region: 1-1128 (375 amino acids)
Biological process (GO): protein refolding
Cellular component (GO): cytoplasm
Molecular function (GO): Hsp70 protein binding
Source: RefSeq, a predicted model, not a curated record
AUGGUCGCAAUGUUCUACAUACGCGUGAUACUGUCUUUACUAUUAUUGCCGCUGAUUUUGGCGCAGGACUACUAUGCUAUACUGGAUAUAGGCAAAGAUGCCUCCGAGAAGGAAAUCAAGUCUGCAUACAGACAAUUGUCCAAGAAAUACCAUCCAGACAAGAAUGCUGGGAGCGACGAGGCCCACCAUAAGUUCAUUGAGAUUGGCGAGGCAUACGAGGUGUUGAGCGAUCCUGAAAAGAAGAAGGUCUACGACCAGUUCGGUGCGGAUGCCGUGAAGAACGGUGGCGGCGGUGCAGGUGGGCCCGGUGGAGGUGGGUUCCAUGACCCUUUUGAUAUUUUCGAGCGUAUGUUCCAAGGUGGCCAUGGCGGACCUGGUGGUGGGUUUGGUCAGAGACAGAGGCAGCGGGGCCCAACAAUCAAGGUCCACGAGAACCUAUCUUUGAAGCAGUUUUAUUCCGGCACGUCCAUAGAGUUUACUUUGAGUUUGAACGACGAAUGUGAUGGUUGCCAUGGUAGUGGUUCCGCCGACGGGAAACUGGCCCAGUGUCCAGAUUGUCAAGGGCGUGGGGUCAUAGUGCAAGUGCUCCGCAUGGGUAUCAUGACGCAACAGAUCCAGCAAAUGUGUGGCAGGUGUGCGGGUACAGGACAGGUGAUCAAGAACCAGUGUAAGACGUGCCACGGAAAUAAAGUUACCAAGACGAACAAAUUCUUCCACGUCGACGUUCCACCAGGCGMACCAAGAAACUACAUGGAUACAAGAGCCGGUGAGGCUGAAAAGGGUCCGGACUUCGACGCAGGCGACCUGGUCAUCGAGUUCAGAGAAAUGGACACAGGGAAUAUGGGCUACCGAAGAAGAGGCCACAACCUGUACAGAACAGAAGUCCUCUCGGCCGAGGAGGCCCUAUACGGUGGAUGGGAAAGAACGAUAGAAUUCCUUGACGAGAACAAGCCCGUUAAGUUAUCCAGACCCGCACACGCGGUGGUCUCCAAUGGUGAGAUAGAGGUCGUGAAGGGGUUCGGCAUGCCCAAGGGUAGUAGAGACCACGGUGAUUUGUACAUAGACUACGUAGUCGUCAUGCCAAAGGCACUCGCACACGAGCGCACCACGCUCAAGGACGAACUGUAG